Messenger RNA from Acaulospora morrowiae, 188 nucleotides. The record is from the annotation of a GenBank genome assembly. Lineage: Eukaryota; Fungi; Glomeromycota; Glomeromycetes; Diversisporales; Acaulosporaceae.
GCGAUCAGGCAAAGUUGGGUGUAGCAGCAAUUCUACCCGUUCUUCAUGAACGAGGUGUUCGUACCGUGUCGUAUGUCGAUUGGAAGAAAAUAGAAGAAAAGGAAAUUGAAAUCGGUAAACAGAGGCAUAAGCCACGCGAGAAAUGCGGAAGUGUUGAAGAGGCGUUGAAAAUGUUGGAUCAAUUAUAA